AGGAAGCGGCAGAGCUGCCCCGCAACCUGCCCGAGCCGUGCGGCCGGAGGUGGGCAAUGCCAGCUGGGCCACGCGUGCCGACAACAGGAGGGAAGAUGGAUCGUGGUGUCAGCCUGGAGAAUCCCUACGCCAGCGUCAACAUCCCGCGGGACCAGUUCCAGCAAAGCUUCAUCACUCGCUACCUGAAGGAUGAGCCCAUCAUCAUCGCCAACCCUGCAGCUGUGCCCACGUACCAGGUGGAGGAGCAGCCGGAUCCCACUGGCAGCUGGAGCAGCCCAGCCAUUUCCACGGAGAAGUCCUGGUCCCGUCCCUACAACCCCUAUGGAAGCCUGAAGAUGCCCAAUGGGGAAUCAUCCAGUUCCUUCUACACUGUCACCCUGGACAAGCCACCCAAGGGCCAGGAGCGGGAGGCUGGCAGGGGAUGCAGCUGCUGCAAGUGCUGCCCCUGCUGCAGAAAGUGCUACUGUGUCAUCUCCUAAGGGUGAGACUAUGAGAUGGGACCAGGUGGCCCUGCAGGGACAUGGCUGCCCUGCCAGGGCACCCCGGGGACCUGCCCCAGCACCCAGCAGAGCUGGCAGCAGGGAGGUGACACUGGCUGGACUCUGCCAUUGCUUUUUACCUGUCGGCUCUGUGGCCAGAUGCGCUGGUGAUGGGCACCUGCCAAGUCCUGAGAGUCCAGUGUGGGGCAUGGGAGAGAAGAAUAGGUCCCCCCUGCCAUGCUGCAGGAGCCCUGAAGAUGAUGUGUGCCAAUGCAGAUGCCACAGAGAAGUGCCUACACUGGGGAUGGGGGAGCACUUUGAGCCUGUGAUCCUGGACUCUGGCCCUUGCUGGGAAACCUCCUGCACAGGGGAAGGGGCAGGAAUUGCUCGUGAGCCGGAGGGCAGGUUUGGAUGAUGGCAGCCCUGCGUGCCUGGCAGAGGAAGGCAUUGGUGUGGCUGUCUUGGAGCAGGGGAGAGAAGCCAGGGACAUGGCCCCAACCUCCACAGAACUGAGCUGUCCCGGGGAGAUCCCGGGUAGUCUGCAGUGCCCUGUGCCAAGCUCUGGCUGGGUACUGCUCCUCCUGGCCACACUGCCCAGGGGACAGGUGGAAGGAGACAGGCAGGACGGACAGACAAAGCGUGGCAGAGGGCUGGGCAGCCCUCCAGGGCAGCACCUGAUGCGGGCGUUAACGUCCCAGCACCAGGAAAGCCCCGGCCCCAUUCGGUUCCUCGUGCCAGGCUUGUGGGGGGGCACAGCCCCUAACCCCAUCCUCAUGCUGGCUCAGGGCUCUGACCGUGCUGGGCCGGGUCCAGUGCUGAUCGCUGGCCCAGCUCCAGCAGUUUGGGAUGCAAAGCCCCAUCGUUCGCUUUCUGCAGCCCCCUGGGAGCGGGGGAAGGCGAGCGAGGAGCGUGCUGGCGCCUUCGCAGCCUGCGGGGCGGCUCCAGGCCGGGUUUUUGGCUGGGGCUGGUGCCGCCGACCUGGAACAAGCCCGCCGUUGUGCUGGCGCCCCGCGGGUGGCCCUGGUGCCAGGAGGCAGCUCUGUCAGCACCGGGGCUGCUGCAGGACCCGCCUGGUCCGCAGGGCAGGGGCUCGGAAAGAGUGCGUGUGUCAGCAGUGACUUCAGGGCGCUGCAAAUAAAACCACAGCC
This is a messenger RNA of Apus apus (common swift), 1627 nucleotides long. It is a transcript of the gene CYSRT1, whose product is annotated as cysteine rich tail 1. The record is from RefSeq and is a predicted model, not a curated record. The transcript has 2 exons. Lineage: Eukaryota; Metazoa; Chordata; Aves; Apodiformes; Apodidae. Bases 57 to 479 code for a protein of 140 amino acids.